AUGUCUAAACAUUCUUCUAGUAGUAGUUCUCGUAAAGAGAAAAAAGUGGGACUUAUUUCAUCUAGUGAAAUUCGUGAUGAAGUUAAAAAAUUUAAGAAGCAUCAAAAAAAUCAUUUUGAUAAAUUAGAUGAUGAAAUCACAGGAAGAAAUGCUAAAACUAAAUUUAGGCAUUCACUUAGAGAUAAACCAGAAUCAAAAGAUGAUAUGGAGAGAGAGGUUCGUGAACUAGAAAAACAAUCAGAAUUAGAAGAUAAAUAUAAUAAAUGGAACAAGGGUGUUGCUCAGGUAGAAAGGAGAAAAGAAGAAAUAAAAGAAAUGUUAGAUGUUGCUAAUGAUGAAUUUGCUAGGUAUGCUGAUAAUGAAAAAAUGAAUGAAUAUUUAAAGAAUCAAUUAUUAGUUGAAGAUCCUAUGUAUGAAUUUAUGAAGGCAAAAUCAGAUAAAAUUAAAAAAAUUGAAGGAACAUAUUAUCCUUCAUACAAAGGAAGUUAUCCACAAAAUAGAUUUGGUAUUCCUCCUGGUUAUAGAUGGGAUGGUGUAGAUAGAUCAAAUGGAUUUGAAUCUAAACUUGCUUUUAAAUUUAAUGAAAAAGAAGCUGAUGAUAGCUUAAGAUAUCGUAUUAUGUCUGAAUUUGAACAAUAG
Strongyloides ratti is the source of this 639-nucleotide messenger RNA. RefSeq names its product BUD13 homolog. Lineage: Eukaryota; Metazoa; Nematoda; Chromadorea; Rhabditida; Strongyloididae. The transcript has a single exon. The record is from RefSeq and is a predicted model, not a curated record. Gene Ontology annotation, molecular function: RNA binding. The coding region runs from base 1 to 639 and encodes 212 amino acids. Gene Ontology annotation, biological process: mRNA splicing, via spliceosome. Gene Ontology annotation, cellular component: RES complex; U2-type spliceosomal complex.